Microbotryum saponariae is the source of this 2016-nucleotide messenger RNA. The record is from the annotation of a GenBank genome assembly. Lineage: Eukaryota; Fungi; Basidiomycota; Microbotryomycetes; Microbotryales; Microbotryaceae.
AUGCCGACCGUGGCCAACACAUCGUCCCAGGGUUCCCGUCGGAGCGAUAGUAUCUCGUCUGGAUCGGUAUCGCCUUCGCUCUCGUCGUCGCCGUCCGGGAUGCUGCAGCAGUUUCCGGUCGUGGCGCAGGCCGUACCGCCGCCUUCGGUCGCGAUGGACCAGAAGCACGGCGUCGGGCACGUCAGGGCGAGAUCCGUCAACGGCGACUCGCCUCUGCUCGGAAGUGACAAGGAGUUCUACGAUAUCCCCAGUGCGCAUGGGAACGGAAACACGAGUCCGAACGCCAACAUCAACGCCCGUGCGGCAAGUCCUAGCGCGAGUACGAGUGCAAACCGUCCGAGUCCAUCGCCUAGGUCGGUUCCGGCAUGGCUCAUUGUUGGGGGUUGGAUCUGUCUCUCGACUGCAGUGAGUGCUGCGACACGACGCGAAAUAUGGUGUGGUAUCACGGUCUUUGCAACCACUGAUGCCCUCGACGCGUCGACCCUUUGGGCUGCCAGGUAAUCCUGUACAAGUAAGUCCACAGAUUGGCGGUCGCGACGCGUGAUCUUAAUCCGUCUGGUCCUGGCCACGUCGGCCGAGGCCACCAUUGCGGCUCGGCACUAUUUUCGGGUCCCGACGCCGAAUGCCCAGGAAAUGUUCCCGCUUAUUGACCCCGUAGAACCCUCAACUUUUCGUCAGCCGCGAGAUCAUGAUGGGCUCAAAACAGUUCAAGUACCCCAUCACCCUCACCUCGAUCCAUCUGCUCUACCAAACCAUCGGUUAGUUCACCCUGGCUGUGGCUUCGAUUUCGUAUUUCUGGCUGACCAAUAGACUGUGCCCUCGAUCGAUUCAGCGACAAGAUUGUUGCAUAGGUACACCAACCUGAUCGCCGGAGUACGAACACCGGACUACACCGCUGUCAGCAUGGACGAGCUCGAGACAGGCAGCAAAUCGGAAACAUCUGCGACCUACGCGACGACGUCGGCUCCCGAUGCGCGUCAGCUGCAGACCGCCAAAGACUCGGCCGUAUUUGUUCCGUGGGGUGAAUACAAAAGGCUGAUGUGAGUUGCUGAAAACAAGCGGUCCGAUUCUAAAAUUUUGGUUACUACGUGGGUAUGCUCACUCGGGGUGUGGCGCAUCGACCUCGACAGCAUCCCGCCCGCCGUCAUGUUCUCUCUCUCGCUCGUGCUCUCCAACUGGGCCUACCUCUACCUCACCACCGCUUUCAUCCAUAUGCUUAAAGCCGUCUCACCCGUCGCGAUCUUGCUCGCUGCUUUCGCGUUCGGGACCAAAACGUUCUCCGUCAAGUUGCUCCUGAUCGUUAUCGUCAUCUCGUUCGGUGUCGGCAUCGCUUCGUACGGUGAAACAUCGUUCAACAUGACAGGAUUCAUGAUUCAGGUUCGUUUCACUCUCCUUAGGAACGACUGUCAACGAUAACGUGUUCGAUCUGACGUGCCCCAUCCCCCGCUAGAUGACUGCGAUUGCGAUCGAAGCGACUCGAGUGACCUUGAUCCAGAUCCUCCUCGCGGGCAAGGACAUGUCGCCAUUAAAAUCGCUCUACCUUUUCGCGCCCAUCUGUCUCGCCAUCAACGUAUCUCUCAUCCUCCCCGUCGAGGGGUUCACCGCACUCGCUGCGAUCCCUAAGCUCGGGUUCUGGGUCAUCUUCUCCAAUGCGUCGUUGACGAUGGCGCUCAACCUCAGUGCGAUCUACCUCAUAGGCAUCAGUUCGAUGGUGCUCAGUCUGUCCAAGGUCGUCAAAGACGUCAUCAUGGUCGGAGGGAGUGCCUUGUUGCUCGGCGACAACCUGACGUCUCUACAGGCCGUUGGCUAUACGUGAGUUUCACCUCGGAACUCGACGCUGCCGCCCUCGAGUGCAUACACUGACGCUGUCGACUACUGUUGCCUGUCAUGCAGAAUCGCGACCGUUGGCAUGUUGUACGUUUUCUGAUCCUUCCGAGGGACCGGAACACCUGAAAGCAAUUAACUAACGUCUUACUCACUGUGCUCAUACAAAACAGGUACUACAAAGCACAGUAG